Hypomesus transpacificus is the source of this 4063-nucleotide messenger RNA. RefSeq names its product elastin microfibril interfacer 2a (gene emilin2a). The record is from RefSeq and is a predicted model, not a curated record. Bases 138 to 3581 code for a protein of 1147 amino acids. Gene Ontology annotation, molecular function: protein binding. NCBI's taxonomy places the organism in Eukaryota, Metazoa, Chordata, Actinopteri, Osmeriformes, Osmeridae. The transcript has 9 exons.
UGGACUUCCCCAAACAGUCUUUUGGUCAGUCGUUGGGCGACACCGAAUGUCUGAGAACUUGUUGGAACCGAAUAGACCAUAGGCUAUAAAGAAUCUGAACACAUUUUCUUGUCAAUGAUAGGCCAUUUUGAUUUCAAAUGUCAUUUACCAUGACUUGCAAACAAGGAGACGUGUUGUUUCAAGGGUAUUUUUUUACACUAUUAUUAAGCUUUAAUCUUAUUUACGGGUCUCCGUCGAGUUAUAACCUGUUUCAAGGAACCGCGCACUCUGGAGCGGUACACAGGCACAGAAAUAGGAACUGGUGUGCAUAUGUCGUACACAAAAAUGUGAGUUGUACCGUUCAGGGAAACGUGGAGAGCUUUGUUGAGCCCGAAGUGCAACCCUGUCCUAUGCAUGAGCCGGACUGCGAGCCACAAGUGCUCCAUAAGACUCGGUUCCGGCCCACCUACAAGACUGCUUACAAGACCGUCACAGAGUUGGAGUGGAGAUGUUGCCCUGGUCACCAAGGUCCAGACUGUAAAGGCUUAAAGGCAUCUCCGAACAGACAAAUAGUUUCAGGAGCGCAGCCUUACCCCCAGUCGAACCCAAGCCAGACAAGACACACACCGAGAGCAGAGCGGAGAGAGACGGGGCAGCAUGAGGCGAGGUACGGUGGCCCAGAGAAGGUACAUGUCCUGGAGGGGGAGGUGCAACGCCUCUCCCAGACCGUCAUCGACCUUCAGACGGCCAUGAUGGGCCUGACUACCAACCUGCGCACCGACCUGCAGGAGGACACCAACAAGAUGCUGGUCACCCUGCUCAACAACAUGAGCCCGCCGGACAGCGCAAGGGCCAGUGAGGGGAGUGCAGUGCAUCUGGACGGCCACCAGGCCACCAGGGGAGGGUUGGCAGGGGACAGGGGACUGGAGAAGAUAAUGGCAAGGCUGGACGAAAUGAACGAUUCCCUAAAGAGUAAGGAUGAGGCUCUGGAGGAGCUGAGGGGAACUGUGACGAGCCAGGAAGGUCAGAUCCGACUGCUGAUGGACGCCUCCCAGUCUCAGACUCCGGCAAUAGAGGAAGGUGGCGCCCCCUCUGACCUGGAUGUCCUACAGACUUACAUUGACAACAAGUUUGAAAAGCUGAAGAAAGAGCUCGACCAGGGCAUGGAGGAGAGGAUGGUUAAGCUCCAGGGUAUGUGCGAUGACAGGAUCCAGUCUGUCCAGAAGACCUGCAAGGAGGAAGGGGAGAAAGGCUUGGUCAGAUUUACAGAGCUGGUGGAUAACAAAGAGGCCGGCCUGAGGAAAGAGAUACGGGAGUUGCGUCUAGACAUGGCUUUGUCCGACGGGCCGGUCCGGACUGAACGGCAAACAGACCCGGCUAAACAGCCGGGGGAUCGAGAUGACCUCAAAGACCUGUGGCGUGAGGUGGAGCGUGUGGCCGAAGCCCACCGGAUUCUGAACGCCCGGAUGGACAACGAGCUGGCGCACUUAGCGGCGCCGAGUUUCGUUGACGAGUAUGGGCCGCUCAUCGAAGAUCUGGAGGCGCGAAUCAAUGUCACCGAGCAGAACGUCGAAGUUCAUUGCUUCUACGUGGAGGAGAAGCUGAGCAAGGCGUUGGCGGAUGAGGUCGCCGCUCUGCAACGGCUCAUGGAAGGACGCCUCAACAGCAUGGAGGACCAGUUCACCAGCAUGCUGGUGGAGAUGAGCAACAGCUCCUUCCCUGGAAUGUUAGGAGAUUCCAUGGAUGCCAUGCAAGCAGAGGUCAACAACAACAAGUUCCUCCUGCAAGGCUUAGAUGAGAAAGUGAAUGCCGUCGGAGAGUUGUGCUCGACGGGAUGCCCUGUAGGUUCAUCCUCUUCGGGUUCGACCGCUCCGGAAAACCUGGCCAGUAUUGUAAAGGACAAUCGAAUUUGUAGGAACGACCUUGACGUACUCAACACAGAAGUUAACGGCAAUACUGACAAACUCAGAGAACUGGAGGAAAUUAUCGACAGGCAGAUGGUGGUGCACCAUCAAAGCACCAAGGCUGUUGAGGACCUCCAGAGGGGAUUCAUCUCCCUCCAGGACAAUGUUGGAGGUUUGACUGGAGCUGUGACAGGGUUAGGAGACUCUGUUAGCAAAUACUUCCGGGAUAUCCAGUGGAUGAAUUCCACAUGUUGCCAGGCUGGGAACACCGGCACUGCCGUUCCAAGUCAAGGACAGGGAGUUCCUGAUGGCACACUGUCCAGACAGCCAGAGUCGCUCAACAAUCAGGUGGAGGAGUUGAAAAGGCAACUGGACGGGCUUAAUACCCAGAUGACUACUGAGCUGGACAGGUGUAAGGAGAGCACACAGGGGGUAUCCGAGGGGGUUUCGGCCAUUGAUGAACGUGUGUCCAGACUGGAGAUGGUGUCUGGAAGACUGGAUGUUGUGUCGGAUAAUGUGAGGGGCCUAAAGGAAGGCCUGGAGAGGCAUGUGUCUGGUCUGUGGGACAAUGUCCGGAGAAUGAAUGGCACCUUGGGGACUCAAACGGGAGACGUCCUUUCCAUGCAGGGAUCUCUGCUGAACAUCCAGACACAGCUCUCAGGACUGGCCAAGCAAGUGCUCGUACUCAAAGAGGCUGCAGCUAAAGAACCAGUUGCGGGAGUCAGACCAGAGAGACCAAGUCCUGGACCUGAUUCCAGAACCAUCCAGAUCCAAUCCAGACCCAGAAUCACCCACAUCCCUCAGAUCCACAUCCCACUCAUCAUCCCCCACAGGGUGGUCCCCGGGACGGCCCGGCCCCCCGUACGCCGGCCCUCUGCCGGCCACCAACCAUCCAUCCCCAGACAGCCAGGCAACCCCCUCCAGCCCAACAACAUUCCCCGCCAUCCAAGCCCACCUAGCCAGCCCGGCAGCCCACGGCAGCCCCCCCUGACGGUGAUCCCAGUCCCACGUCGGCCGGUGUUGGAGACAGGCGAGGCGGGGCCCCCUGGGUACAUGCGGCGGGUGACCGUGAGGAGGGCGCAGGGCUCAGAGGACUCCUCCAUGCCUGUCAAAGGCUUCGCUGGAUCUCCAGGAUACCUUCCUGUAAAACCUGUGUCUUUCAAACCAGACACCAUCCCUGCAGCUGCUCCAGUCCCUUGGAACCCAUCAGACCACCUCCUUGUUGCUUCUCCAGUAUUGUCAGAGAGCAAGGAUGUGGUAGACCCAUUCUCCUUCUCUGCUGGACUCACCCAACAAGGUUUCACUGGUGACUUUGGCACCAUCCGCUUCAACAGAGUGCUGGUCAAUGAUGGCGGGCAUUACAAUCCUCACACAGGUAUCUUCACUGUGCCUAUGGACGGACGCUACCUGAUUUCAGGACUUCUGACCGCACAGCAGGGCAGUGGCGUGGAGGCGGUCCUCUCAGUGUCCAAUCGCAGCGUCCAGAGGUUUCAGAGCUGUAGGGCAGCAGCUGCAGGGCUCCCUGAGGGCAGCUGCACCUGCGGGGGCUCCACGUCCUUCAGCCUGAUUCUGCCCCUGAGGAGAGGGGACAGGGUGGGCCUGCUCAGGACCAGCGGCCAGCUAGCCACCGGCGAGGCCAAGGAGAUCCUCUCCACCUUCAGCGCCAUCUUCCUCUAUGCACCACAGGCUAGCAGAUAGCCGCCAACACCUGCCAAAUGUUGAAGGAGUUGGCUGCCAUUAGCCAAUCACUGAAGUACUUGUCCACCAUAAGCCAAUCACUGAAGUACUUGUCCACCAUUAGCUAUUCACUGAAGAACUUGGUCAUAAUCGGUGAGGCCACAACCAAAUGAGAAGCAAUCAGAAGACGACGUUUGAAGGAAAUUAGCACCUAUUUGGGACUGUUAUGCAGUCUUGUAUGACCUUGUUAUAAUGCAGGCACCAGAAUGUUACUAUUCAACUGAGAGUGAUCUAUACUGUACCAAGUGCUAUAUCAUAUUUAUUCAUGAGUGUUUUUUAUGGUUUGUUUUUAUGAAAACAAAUAUAGUUUAAACUAAAUCCACACUGUCAUUCUAUAUGUACAAAAUUGUUAUUUGUAAGAUGUACUUCAUAUUACAGAAAAUGUUUAACAAGUGAAAAGGACCAUUUGCUACCAAUUAUUAAAAGAAAAUACCACAAUUUAA